Molecule: messenger RNA, 1560 nt
Organism: Alternaria metachromatica
Lineage: Eukaryota; Fungi; Ascomycota; Dothideomycetes; Pleosporales; Pleosporaceae
Exons: 3
Coding region: 1-1560 (519 amino acids)
Biological process (GO): transmembrane transport; carbohydrate transport
Cellular component (GO): membrane
Molecular function (GO): carbohydrate:proton symporter activity
Source: RefSeq, a predicted model, not a curated record
AUGCCGCCACGUAUCAAGGAGUCCGAAAAUGGUGUUCCCACCUACUGGGGCAAGUCCGGCAGGGCCCUCCAGGUUCUCAUCACCAUCGUUGCUGUUACCGACUUCCUACUCUUCGGUUAUGACCAGGGUGUCAUGAGUGGAAUCAUCUCCGCUCCCGCUUUCCAAGCCGCGUUCCCUGAAGUCAUAGAUGACUCUACCUACGAGGGUUUCGUCGUCUCCAUCUAUGCCGUCGGUUGUCUGCUUGGUGCCAUCUUCGUCUUCGUCUUUGGUGACAAGCUUGGACGCCGCAAGAGUAUCUUCCUGGGUGCCGGAGUUAUGAUCAUCGGUGUCAUCAUUCAGAUUGCCUGCGUUCCUCCCAACAGCGGUGCUACCGCCCAGUUUAUUGUCGGACGAUGCAUUACUGGUGUCGGAAACGGUAUCAACACUUCUACCAUUCCUACCUACCAGGCUGAGUGCUGCAAGGCCAAGAACCGCGGUAAAGUUAUUUGCAUCGAGGGUUCCAUGGUUGCCAUUGGUACGCUCAUCGCCUACUGGAUCGACUACGGCUGUCUCUACGGUCCCGAUGACUUCACCUGGAGAUUCCCCAUUGCUUUCCAGUGUGUUUUCGCCAUGAUCGUCAUCGUUAUGAUGAUUUCGCUACCCGAAUCUCCUCGAUGGCUUCUCAACCACCAUCACGAAGACGAAGCCGCUACUGUACUGGCUGGUCUCAACGGUGUUGCCCGCGACGACCAAGAGGUCAUUGUCCAGAUGCAAGUCAUUCGUGAUGCAGUCAGCGCAUCUGGUGGUGGUGGCAAGGUCCCUACUAAGGCUCUCCUUACCGGUGGCAAGUCCCAGCACUUCCGUCGUGCUAUCCUCGGUGCUUCUUCGCAAUUCAUGCAACAAUUGUCCGGUUGCAACGCUGUCAUCUACUACUUCCCCAUUCUGUGCCAGAGCGCCUUGAACACCGACCACAACCUCGCCCUUCUUCUCGGAGGUGUCAACAUGGUUGUUUACGCCAUGUUCGCCGCUACCUCUUUCUACUUCGUUGAGCGUGUCGGCCGCAGAAAGUUGUACCUCAUCGGUACCGUCGGUCAGAUGACUGCCAUGAUCAUCACCUUUGCCUGCCUGCUCCCCGGUGGCGUGGAAAACGAGGACAACGAGGGACCUGCCAAGGGUGCCGCCGUCGGUCUGUUCUUGUACAUCGCCUUCUUCGGGCUCUGGAACUUUUUCAUCGUCAUGAUCACCCCCGUUUUGAUCACCAACAUCGGUUGGGGAACCUACCUGCUCUUCGCCGCUCUGAACGCCUCCUUCAUCCCCGUCAUCUACUUCCUCUACCCUGAGACUGCUGGUCGUUCCCUCGAGGAAAUUGACCUUAUCUUCGCCAAGGGUUACACCGAGAAGAUGAGCUACGUGCAAGCCGCCAAGCAGCUCCCCAAGAUGGACGAGGCUCAGAUCGCCGAAGCCGUUCGCCAGUACGACCUCUCCGACAGCGACGUCGAGAACCGCUCGGCUGCUGGAUCGCUCAAGGAGAAGCGUCAGCAAGACGAGGAGCUGAUGCCUCAGGCCGGAGGUCAGAUGUAA